GAAAUAAAGGUAUAAAUAACCAGAAUGGGUUUAAUAUAUUUUGAUCAUUGGUAACAACAAUGGGUCAAAUGACACUACCUAAAAUAAUGGAUAAUAAUAUUAAGAACAAGACUUUAUACCUUGUCCUGAGUGCCAUAAAAGGGCUUACAUUCUGUUCAAAUAUCUCCUUAUCUAUAGGCAUUUCCAUCGGGCUAAUCUGUAUGUAUUUACUUGUAGCAUGUAAAAUGCAACAGCAAUUUAGUUUAAAGAUGGUUUAAAAAAAAGCUGUUAAAUAUCCAUAUCCAUGUCAUUGUGAACAUGUUAGCACAUAGCAAGGCCUCACACUACCUUAUUGGCUCCAGCUUUUUUUGAAUGUUGCUCACACCACCCACUUGGCACCCACAUUAGCCAAACUAAAACUGUGCUGGUAGAUCCUGUUUGACCGAGUUCGAAUGUCAUCUACUUUCAAUAAUUGUCACUAACUGAUGAAACGUUUGGUUACAUUUAAAGAAAUGCAAUGUAGAAGUUGGACUACUGAAAAAAACAAUCCCUGAAUUACCUGACACACAACAGAUGAUGAAGUACUGACGCUUGAGAUUUCUGCUGCUCAAGAGCUACCACUUAAGGUUGAUUUAGUGUGUGCCCUUUUGUUUCCACUCAGACUGUAACAUUAUUUGCCUCAAAUAUUGAGAGAAACACAAAGGAUUCUAAAAUGGUAUUAAAUACUACCAUUACAAGAAACCAGAGUACUCGUACCAGUAAAACUAACUGACUAACUAGAAAACAAACAUUUCUGAAUCAAUGACAUACCAGUACCUUAAGAUCCCAAUAAAAGCUUUCAUUUGGACCACUUAAAAGUAACAAAAAUGCUCAGACAGUUUAGUUUAAUGCAGUUUUAUUUUGGUUUAAGUUUGAGACAUUUGGAGAUACUCAUGUCUUUGAGUAAAACUGAUGGUAUUUUUGUAUAUUGUUCAGACACAAAAUCCAUUCUGAUCUGUAAUGUGAUCUGCAUCUUGACAAUUCAAAAAGCUGAUUUUUAUUUUGUCAUGUGAAUGCAAUACACCUCUGUUGGCUUUAAUUAAAAUCCUGUACACAUUAGUCCAGUCAAGUCAAGUCCUACCUGUCAAAAUACGGAAAUGAAAUGAAAUGAUAUUUUAGCUCUAAGGAAAACUGCUCAUUUUAUGCAACUAGUUAGAAAAUGCAGUUUUUCAAUUUGAAAGGGUGCUGUUAAAUAAUAUAUACUGUGUAAUUAGCUCAUCUGUUCCCCUAAAAAGCCUUUGAAUCCUGUUAACGUUUCAAAUCUCCCCUCUAAUUUACUCAACUUUACAUGCUUGAAAUGAAAGCCAAUUGUUCAGAACCUUUCACUCUUUGCAACCACAAAACCACAGCAGUUUUUAUUCCCUCUGUCUCUAGAUGUCCUGCUUUCAUUCAACAUUCAAAUCACAUGUUAUUUCCCUUAUGUGCAGUAAAAUCCAACAUCAGACUUACUUCCCUAAACACCAGCAGCAUCCUCUAUAACAGCUGAAGAAAAGAUCCAAAUCUGUGUAUGUUGUUCAAAGAAAACUACUCAGGAUGUAAAUGACAUUAAGUCCAUGUGUCAGAUCGAGGUUUCGCUUAAAUAAAUGGCAUCUUUAAAGAUGCUGAAUUAUAGGGAGUGUUGUGUGUCCUCUGUUGAGUCUUUUGCAGACCUUUGGGGACCGCUGUCUGCCACUUUAGAUUUUUCCUUCCCAAAAAUGUGAACUGUAAACGGUGUGGUGAGGCAGGCCCUUUUUCUACAGCUGUGCUGUAAUUAUGCAUUCUUGAAAAGCCAAUUAAAUUUCACAGAUGUUCAGAAAUUCGGUCUUUUGGUUUGGUUUUAACUUCAGAGUUAACAGAUGUAGGCAGAGCAGGGAAAUGUUCCUCGGUACACGGGGUGUAAUAUGUUUAGCAUAAAGGAAAACACUCAAAAAAAACUGCAAGGUCAAAGUUAAACCAGGAAUUCACUGGUUUCUCUGACAAUGUUCCAACAGACAAAUGGCCAUUUGGUUUCAAAUGAAAUAAAUGAAACACACAUAAUAUUGCACCCAUUUACUAUACCACAUGAAUAGUAGAUUCACUGUUGAUGCUUGUCUGAGUCAAAGGAUGGUGUGAGGUAAAUAUGAAAGUCUAGCAUGUUAUAGGGCACAAUCAAAAAUUAGUCUACACGUUAUGAUUGUGACAUGUAUAGAUGGUAAAGGGUUUGCAUUUAUGAAUCACAUUUAUAACAAAUCUUUAACAGGUGGUAUUUAGAGUGUUCUUCAACUAGUGCUGGGUAUUAAAUCUUGUAUUGAAAGCCAUCAGCUGUUAGUUUUGAGAAAGUAUUCGACCAAACGGUCUGGAGCUGGCACCGAAUACUUCUGUACGAUAAAACCCAUCCUAUAUUGUAUGCUGCGCACAACAUUAAGUGUGCAGACAUUUAUGGCAUAAUGUCAUGUCUUCCACAAUAUUCAUUUGAUGUAAAGUUGAUUGAAAAAAAAAAUCUACCAUGUAAAGGGUUAGGUUUUGGAGUUAGUAGUGAGUUAGGUCACACACAUGAAACAGAAUAGAUUGAGUCAGAUCAUGCAGGACAUUUUAAAAGUAGAAACCAGACUUGUUGGUCAGUUCAGGUGCAGCAGAGACCUUUGGCUGAUCCUGACCUGCAGGAUGGUGAAGGUGAAGCUGAAGAACCCUGUGAAUGAGUGCUUCAUCAAACUGUGAUUGAAGAGCCUUUUCUGUUGAUUGGAACAAAACAGAGGUCAUGGAAAAAAAAAAAAGAUAAAAUUGGAGGAGGCUAUUUUAGAUUUGUUGAGGUGAGAGCACACAUGCACACACACACACACACUCACUCACUCACUCAGUCAGUCGGUCAGUCCAGAGCGGGACAAACGACAGCAGCAAACCUCCUCAUGGAUCUACGGACAACAAUAUGCUUUUACCUGUGUUUCCUACUGGAAGUGAUGUGCUGGCAUGAUCUGGACAACACAGAGUAUGACUGUUGGCCGAUCAACAGUCCAAAUGAUUCCAACAUGAUCAGCUGCGGUGGUCUGGAAAUGGCCUGGUCCCAGCGCCCUCCAGAAAAGGUGACAAAUGGGGAAGAGUUCAAUGUCUCGUACACAGUGACGGCCUCAGAUGCAUUCUAUGAGUACACAGUCAAGAACAAGAUUUUCAGGUUCAGGAAUGCAUCAGAAGCAAAGAGGUUCUGCAAUGAACAUGAGUGUCCGUCAAACUGGAACAACGCCAAUGAAACAAACUGCUGCGUGUAUCAUGCCAACAUCCACUCGUGUCCUCUUGGUCUCAUGAAACAUGGGGGAAUCUGUGGCCCGUGGAUCCCUGAUGACGGUAAAAUAGUGACUCACACCGUGUCUCAAGCCGGCAAGAUGUCGCAGAAAUACUGGACUACAAAGGUGGUGCUGGUCCAUGUGGGAGUCACCUCAGUCAUUGCUCAUAUCAAAAUAGGACAGAUGCAUGCAGCGCUGGAGGCCAAAGUGCUUGUUGUUAGCGCUCAAGUGUGCGGGGACGAUGUCUGUGAGAUGGAGGAGACCUGUCUCACCUGUCCUGCCGACUGUGGCAUCUGCCCCAUGUCCUUUGCUAUCAAAGUGGCUAUUGGGCUUCCUGUCGCACUCUUCAGCAGCGGCUUCAUCCUAACCAUGGUGUGGCUCCAGUACCAGAAACAGAGGAUGCUUUGGGAUGAAAGCUGGAUCAUCAACUAUAAGAGCAUCAUAUUUGGCAGAGUGUGUUACAUGGGCCUCAGCAGCACCACAACCUUGCAACGCUUCAAGAGUAACUCCAGCGUCAGUCAAACUACUGAUGUGACAGUGUGUACGGGAAUCAACAGCUCCAUCAAACCAGGCUUCAUCCAACCAGGCAUCUAUGAUGGGAGGACUGUGGCAGUGAAAUACAUCCAGAAUAAACAUUUCACCCUCUCUAAAACCAUCAGGAAGGAGGUCAAAGAAGUGAGGCAACUGGACCACCCUAAUCUAUGCAAGUUCAUUGGUGGUUCCAUCGAGGUCCCCUACGUCAGCAUCAUCACAGAGCACUGCCCCAAAGGAAGUCUGUCUGACGUCCUGCUCAAUGAUGACAUCCCCAUCAACUGGGGCUUCAGACUGUCCUUUGCUACUGACAUCGCCCGUGGGAUGUCAUACCUUCAUCAGCACAAAGUGUUUCAUGGAAGACUUCACUCCAGAAACUGUGUCAUUGAUGACCGCUGGGUGUGCAAAAUUUCAGAUUAUGGGCUCACAGCCUACAGGCGAGAGGACUUUGACGUUGUUAGUAAUGGCUUUAAUUGUGGGGAUGUAAUAUACUGCGCCCCAGAGGUCCUGCUUGGAAGCAGCUCCAAUAUGACACCAGCAGCAGAUGUUUACAGCUACUCCAUGAUUCUGGUUGAGAUUGCAACUCGCUCUGAUCUCAUCUCAGAGCAGACUGAGGGAGUGAGGAUGGAUGUCAUGUGGCGCCCUCCUCUGCCUGAAGUCAAAGCAGGGAAGGCCGAUAUAGACUGUCCCAGCCAGGGAGACUACUGCGAGCUUAUUAAGAAGUGCUGGUGUCAUAACGUCACCAUGAGGCCCACGUUUGAGCAGGUGAAGAAGAUGCUCGACAAAAUGAACCCACACAAAGUCAGCCCUGUGGACAUGAUGAUGAACUUGAUGGAGAAGUACAGCAAACAUCUGGAGGCCAUAGUCGCUGAAAGAACACAGGACCUCCUUCAAGAGAAGCAGAAGACAGAUCGGCUUUUAUACAGUAUGUUACCUAAACCUGUGGCUGAUGACCUCAGACAAGGUCGGACAACAGAGGCUCAGAGCUUCUCCAAUGCAACUGUCUACUUCAGUGAUAUUGUUGGCUUUACUCAGCUAUCUGGUGCCAGCACUCCUUACCAAGUUGUGAACUUUCUCAACCAGCUCUACACCACCUUUGAUGACAUCAUUGACAAUUACGAUGUCUACAAAGUGGAAACAAUAGGCGAUGCUUACAUGGUGGUCUCUGGAGUCCCUCAAGAAAAUGGCAUCAAUCAUGCUGGAGAGAUAGCCAGCAUGGCUCUUGAUCUGGUCAGUGUCUGCCACAGUUUCAAGAUCCCUCACAAACCCAACACGCAGCUGAAGAUACGAGCCGGCAUCCACUCAGGACCUGUGGUGGCAGGUGUGGUUGGCACGAAGAUGCCUCGCUACUGCCUAUUUGGGGACACGGUUAACACAGCGUCACGAAUGGAAUCAACCAGUGAAGCUCUAAAGAUCCAAGUGAGCGGUGCCACAGCUGACCUCCUUCACACACUCAGAGGUUACGUUCUGACAUGCAGAGGAAAUCUUAAUGUGAAGGGAAAAGGGGAGAUGACAACAUGGUGGCUCGAAGCAAAAAGAGACGAUCUCACUGACCCACUGCUCAGAACAUCUGAAUCUAGAGAAGUCCCUGUUCCAGUCAGUGAUUAGUGUUGUUAAAUGAUAUAUUGUCCAGAGAGCUAUACAUUAGGACUAAACGUGCUUCUACAAUGAUAUGAUUCAAAUGUGUUCUUGAGGACUUUAGUAACGUUUUCAAAGUGUUUGUCAUUGUCAUGGUUUCAUUCUUGAGGGCAGGAGUGAUGAUUACGAGAUUGCAAAAAUUAGUCUUUUUUGUAUCAUGAUUGUGCAGGACUGUUUACAUAUUGUUUAUUUAUUUAUUUACUAGGAAAGGACAUCAAAACAUUAUGCAGAGAAACCUGCCAGAGUCUAAGAAAUGCUUGUUUAGUCACACAUUUUCUCUCAUAGCCUAUAUAAUUGUAUUUUUGCAACCUGAUGCACUUUAGUUUUGCCAGAUAUAUUAAAAUUAAAAGGAAAAUUCACUGCCUAAAAAUAACGUACUCUUUAAUAUGAUAGGCCUACAACAAUAUUAAAUCAAAUAUAAACCUUAUUGGAUUCAUUAAAUCUUAAAUGUUUGCCUUAGAACUAGCAUCUGAUUAAGUAGGCUAAAGGCCUGUUGCACAUGCAGCAUAUUGCAAAUGUCAUUACCUAAACAUGGCUUUUCAUUAAUAUUUCCAAUUUGGUUAUUGCACAUAACUUCCCUCUUUAAUUUGAAAAUUAAAGCACCUAAAAUGCGUUUUGGCCAUAGGCCCUAUGUGUUUUCCUGCUAUGUGAUAAUCUUUUCCCCCCUCCAAAUGUCUAUGUUUAAGCAUGUUUUAAGUAUAUGGUCUGCCUUUAAAUAUAAAUAAACAUUUAAAAUAAA
Messenger RNA from Labrus mixtus (cuckoo wrasse), 6162 nucleotides. Its product is annotated as atrial natriuretic peptide receptor 2-like. Bases 2799 to 5393 code for a protein of 864 amino acids. The record is from RefSeq and is a predicted model, not a curated record. Lineage: Eukaryota; Metazoa; Chordata; Actinopteri; Labriformes; Labridae. Gene Ontology annotation, molecular function: ATP binding; guanylate cyclase activity; protein kinase activity. The transcript has 23 exons. Gene Ontology annotation, biological process: protein phosphorylation; receptor guanylyl cyclase signaling pathway; intracellular signal transduction.